AUGAAGUCCGCCAUUGCUCUCGGUCUCCUUGCUGGCGCUGCCAUGGCCAAGCCCCACGGACACGGCCACCUUCACAAGCGUCAGGUCACCGUCAUCGAAACUACAGUCGUCGAGGUGACGGCCACCAUUCUCGUUGCUCAGGACGGAGCCCGAGAGACCGUUGCUCCCGCCGUCCAGCCCACCACCGACGCCAAGUUCUUCGAAGUCUCCUCCUCGACCUCGAGCCCAAGCUCCUCUGCUCCUCCUAGCACCACCUCUAUUCCCACUACUACCUCUACAACCUCCACCACUUCGACAAGCAGCACCUCAUCCAGCUCGAUCGUCGUCAUCCCCUCCUCCUCGACCUACGUUGCCCCUAUCCCAACCACCAGCAGCAUCGUCAUCGAGAUUCCUACCACUACCAUCGCUCCUAUCAUUCCCACCACCACCUCCCAGGCCGCGGCACCCACCUCCUCCGCCUCCGCCCCUGGUGGUGGCAACUCAGGCGCGACACUGAGCGGUGACGCUACCUUCUUCACCCUUGGCCUUGGCUCUUGCGGUACCAACUAUGGUGGACAGGAUAUGUCGGCGAACGUUGUCGCGGCUGCCGCUGCUUAUUAUGAGAAGCACCCGGAUGCCUGUGGCAAGUCCAUCACCAUUACAGCUGUGUACAAGGGUGUGACCAAGACGGCAACUGGAAUCAUUGGCGACAAGUGCCCCGAGUGUACCGAGGGGUCCAUCGACCUUUCCGAAGGUCUUUUCCUGUCGCUUUUCCCCUCCAAGGAUGUUGGCCGUGGCCAGGUUACAUGGUCCGUCAACGAGUAA
Molecule: messenger RNA, 804 nt
Organism: Clonostachys byssicola
Lineage: Eukaryota; Fungi; Ascomycota; Sordariomycetes; Hypocreales; Bionectriaceae
Source: the annotation of a GenBank genome assembly